This is a messenger RNA of Mucor velutinosus, 276 nucleotides long. RefSeq lists its product as uncharacterized. The record is from RefSeq and is a predicted model, not a curated record. The transcript is spliced from 2 exons. NCBI's taxonomy places the organism in Eukaryota, Fungi, Mucoromycota, Mucoromycetes, Mucorales, Mucoraceae. Bases 1 to 276 code for a protein of 91 amino acids. Gene Ontology annotation, cellular component: respiratory chain complex IV; mitochondrion.
AUGACUGAAUCAAGCACAAAACCUCCUACCCGUCAAGAAAGAAAGCGCUGUUGGUUCUUGAGAGAUCAAUAUUUCGGAUGUCUCGAUAAAUUAAACAUUACUGACCCUACCAUUGUUGAAAAGAACCCUGAAAAAGCAACUGAAUGUUUGGAAUUAAAGAAAGGAUAUGAGGAAGGAUGCAUGGCUAGUUGGGUUGAAUAUUUCAAUAAACGUCGUGUGUUGGAUUUACGGCAGAAGCAGUAUUUGGAGUUUUCUCAACAGCAAUCUGGAAAAUAA